AUGCACAAGGUGUCACAUCUGAAAAGAAACCUGAGCCCCAGGGAGGCGGCGCGGAGCGACCCGGGCAGGGCUGGCGCUAACCGCGCGGGAGGACUCCAGGCUGCGCUGGAGGAUAGGGGCAGCUCCGUCGCAGAGGACCUUAGCGACCUGAUCCUAGGAUCCCGGUUCCAAGCUCUCCUAGCAUUUUUCAGACAACCCCCCACCCCGGUCUAAUUCUCCAAAACGGAGCCUUUAUAUCGAGAGAAGGUGCGGGAGCUGGGGCAACCAGGACUUUCGCGGGCACCCAAGAUGCGCUCCAUUAGGAAGAGGUGGACGAUCUGCACUAUAAGUCUGCUCCUGAUCUUUUAUAAGACAAAAGAAAUAGCAAGAACUGAGGAGCACCAGGAGACGCAACUCAUCGGAGAUGGCGAAUUGUGUUUGAGCCGAUCACUUGUGAAUAGUUCUGAUAAAAUCAUUCGAAAGGCUGGAACGACAAUCUUCCAGCACUCUGUAGAAGGUUGGAAAAUCAAUUCCUCUUUGGUCCUGGAGAUAAGGAAGAACAUUCUUCGUUUCUUAGAUGCUGAACGAGAUGUCUCAGUGGUCAAGAGCAGUUUUAAACCUGGUGAUGUCAUACACUAUGUGCUGGACAGGCGCCGGACAUUAAAUAUUUCUCAUGAUCUACAUAGCCUCUUACCUGAAGUUUCACCAAUGAAAAACCGCAGGUUUAAGACUUGUGCAGUUGUUGGAAAUUCUGGCAUUCUGCUAGACAGUGAAUGUGGAAAGGAGAUUGACAGUCAUGAUUUUGUAAUAAGGUGUAACCUAGCUCCUGUGGUGGAGUUUGCUGCAGAUGUAGGAACUAAAUCAGAUUUCAUUACCAUGAAUCCAUCAGUUGUGCAAAGAGCAUUUGGAGGCUUUCGGAAUGAGAGUGACAGAGAAAAAUUUGUGCAUAGACUUUCCAUGCUGAAUGACAGUGUCCUUUGGAUUCCUGCUUUCAUGGUCAAAGGAGGAGAGAAGCACGUGGAAUGGGUUAAUGCAUUAAUCCUUAAGAAUAAACUGAAAGUGCGAACUGCCUAUCCAUCAUUGAGACUUAUUCAUGCUGUCAGAGGUUACUGGCUAACAAACAAAGUUCCCAUAAAAAGACCCAGCACAGGACUCCUCAUGUAUACACUUGCCACAAGAUUCUGUGAUGAAAUUCACCUGUAUGGAUUCUGGCCAUUCCCUAAGGAUUUAAAUGGAAAAGCUGUCAAAUAUCAUUACUACGAUGACUUAAAAUAUAGGUACUUUUCCAAUGCGAGUCCUCACAGAAUGCCAUUAGAAUUCAAAACAUUAAAUGUGCUACAUAAUAGAGGAGCUCUAAAAUUGACAACAGGGAAGUGUAUAAAGCAAUAAAGCACAUUUUAAAACAUACAAGCAAACUGAAUAUGCACUUCUUUUAUGAAGAUGCUUCUGAAGAUUUGAAAACAGGAUCCCAAACAAGUCUGGGUUUCAGCAUUCACCAAUUAACUGAAAGACUGAUAAAGGAAAUUCAUGUGAAAUCCACUACCAGCUGAUGAAAUACCUGCAAAGUGCUCUAAAAAUUAAACAUUUUGACUUCAAGGGUCCUAGUAAGUGCCACUUCCACUAAGAAUACAGUUUGAAUGUAUAAUCAGUAGUGUUUACAAGAUCAAACAAUGCAUUUGUCAUUAAUUAGCAAAGCAAAUAUGUUCAUCACUUUUGGGCUGCCGCUGCAACGCAAAGCACAUGAGAAGAGAACCCAGGAACACAACUCAGCCCUUGGGAAAUUAAAUCGUUCUUAUCAGCAGAAAUCAAGAUGGAACAAUUUGAGCAGUGAAAUCCGUAAGAUUAGACAACUCAAAAGAAUGCCUUCAGUCAGGACUCUGAGUCUGAUCAUGAAUGUUAUGUUUUUGUUUGUGUUUUUAGAUUUUUUGGGGGGGAGCAUGGGGGGGUCUUCUGAAGUCUCUUUUGAUUUAGGUAUUGGGAUGCUCAGAAAUCCUUUCUGAGAAACAGAAAUGGGAAAUACAUAUGAAUGAAAAAAAUAAAUGUCAAGUAAUCAUUUCUAAUGUUCUCAUAAUUUUAAAGAACAAUCACACAGUUUUUAUUUUUUUAAGUUUUAUUUUGCACAACUCUAAACCUCCAAAUUAAUUUCCAGUGGUGUAGAAGGUACCAGCUAAACUGUACCACUCAGUAUUACUGGACCAUUUUAAAGGAAAGAUGUUCCAGGUCAUCUGAAAUGGUAAAAUUAGCAGGAAAAAAAAAAAAAAAAAGCACUUUAGGUACCAAAGAUUAUACUCGUGUUUCUACACAACAUACCAUUCUCCUUUCAUGAAGAUAAUACAUUAUUAAGAUGAAUAUAUUAUUAUGCUACUAACAGGAAAAUUAUCUCUAAAUAUUUUAAAAUUUCCAAAGUCAAACUUUAUUUUUAUUGGAGGGAAAUCUUCCAUACCUUCUUCAUUUAGUAAUGAAUGUGUGGAAACAUUUUGCCCUUUAGAAUAAAUGUUUGAUAUAGCUGAAAUGUGACUUCUAGCUCUUUAAUAUUCCCCUAUGAUUCAAAGACAAAGAUUGAUAUGCUCUUUGUAUCAUACUUAGUGCAAAAAUAACAUGAUUAAUAGAACAUUUUCAUAGCAGAGAUGAUUAAUGUUAAGAGGUUUAACAAUGAAACUGCAUCAGCGUUUUGCACUUAAAAUGAAUUCAAUUGACCACUAGUUUUCUGCAAAUUUAAUCACAUUCUCUCUGAAUGCGUUUUUAAAGAAACUAAAGUUUUUCAUAAGGUGAUUUAAAACAGCAUAAUAUAUAACAGAAUGGGUCAGUGAGUUAGUUUUCUUAUAACUUAUACUACACUGGUAGGUAAUUCUGAUGGUAAAUUGUUUCUUCAGAAAGCAGAAACACUGUGUUCUCACUUCUUCUUUGGCAUGAACUAACUUAUAUGACUUCUUGUUUCUUGGGGAAGGCACUGAGGAAAGAAGAAAUAGCAUGAGGAAUAUGUUUGUUUUGUUUUUGUCUUAGGAAGGCAAUGUGAGAAAUGAAUAAAAGCAUGAAUAAUAUAUAUAUAUAUAUAUAUAUACACAAAUAUAUAUGUAUAUUCAUGCUAUUAUGGUAUAGGAUAUUCAGAGUAGUAUAGUUCUUAAUAUUUUUAAUGAUAUGUUACUGUUAUAAAAAACAAGGUAGAACUUUGGGAUACAGAAGACUAUAUUUUCUUAGGAUCCAUGUGUCCCCAGGAAAGCAAAAUGGACCACAUAUGGGAGAUUCAUAGCUAAAAAUGAAUAGAACUUUAAUGUAGUUUUAUCAUUCAAUCUCUUAUCUACUGAAACUUUUUUAAAAAAUGCACAUGUUUUGAAGAUAAACUUGAAAAGCAUGAUUUAUCUAACAAAUGAAAAGUAGAAUCUUUUCAUAAAGUAUGACUUAUUUAAUAAAUGAAAAGUAGAAUUGAAUCUCAGUUUGGACGGUUUGCACAUAAUAAAUUGUUUCAGUAGUCUUUAACUUGAAUUCAAUAGAAGUCUAGAAGUCACAAGUAAAUCCUUACAGGUAAAAUCCAACUUGAUGUUCAUUCAAAGUAUGUCUUAAAAAGUAACAGCAAGGUACCUUGCCAUUUUUACUGCAUUUUCAACAAAUGUACUUAAAUAAUUUUAAGGCCACAGCCAACAUAUUUCAGCCAUUCACUGUUCUGUGCAUUAAUGUUUAUCUCAUAGAUGUAUUGGGUAGUGCCUUUUUAGCUUCUUCACUCUGCUUUGUUACCCUACUCUUUCUGUUCUCUAAAUACUUGCCCAGUUCUGAAAAUGUUCACCAUAAAAAAAAGGGCUUCAGUAUUGACUGAGACUAUUUUUGUUCAUCUCAGGGAACUUUCAAUACUCAAGAAAGAAUUCAAUUAAAGGUAUUUAGUGUUCAAAGAAGGCAAAUGCACAAGUGUAUUCCAUUCCCUAUUGUAUAUACCUAUCCAUCUGCCUUCCCCCUUCAAUAUCUACUGUGGCCUUCUUAUAAGGAUAAGGCAAGGAGAUCAUUGAAGACUAACAGCAAGACUAACAAAGAGUUGAGAUUUAACCAACAAGGGGGCAUAUGGGAUCAGAGCAAAAUCAAAUUAUAAAUAUAUACUUGAAAUACUGGGUUUUUUUUCUUUUGAAACUAUCUUACAUUUACAGCUUUAAGUUUUUUACUUGUUUUUCAUGAUUUAACCCUGUACCUGGCAAUGCUCAGGCAGCUGAUUGUGAAAUACUCCUGUCAUUUAGGUAACAUGGUGUUACUGUGCUGUUGACAUGAAUAGGCCAUGGAAAUAUUUCAUCAUUAUUACCCAGCCUGUUCUAUAGUUAAUGUUAAUUUGCUGAAAUAACAAGUGAGUCAGUAAUAGAUUUUCUGGGCACAUCUAAUGAUUAAGCCCACAGGACUGAUGAAACUACUGUGGAAGAUUUUCUAACUGAAAGAAGGUGCUGGGCAUUCAAAUGUCUUCAUGUAUUGUAUAUCAUAUGAAUUGUAUAUCAAUUGUUAAUGGGAAUUUUUACAUAUAUGCUUAUAGAAGUGAUUAAUUUAAAUAAUGCUAGGGGUAGUGUACAUACCAACUCGUUACUAAGCUACUAUACAGGAAAAGGGUGAACAAAGUAAUUUAUUUCUAAUUGACUCAGUUAGUCAUAAUACACAUAAUGUUGUAUUUGGUUCAUGAAAGAAUUGUUUUCAUGUGGUUAUCAUAAGGACUAUCUGUAAUUGUGGAAGGGGUGUGGGAAGAGUUAUGUAUAGUUAGUUGUUAUCGCUACAAGUUUGGAAGUUUCCCCAUCAAACAUUAUCAAUAUAUCAAUGUUUUAAACAAUUCAGUGAGGGUUAUUGUUUGUGUUUUUAAAAAUCCCAAUAAAGCCCACCUAGAAAUAGAUAUUUUAUUAUAUAUGUGCUAUAGGUAUAUCUAUAUAGUACAAAUAGAUAUGUGUGAAACAUAUAUACAAUGUUAUAUAUGUGUAUUUGUGUGUAUACACACUGAGUCUGUAAAACUUACACACUAGAUUUGUGUUAUAUUAACAUCUUCAGGGUCUGCACUGUGAACAACCCUGGAGAUAUUAGACCACUUGGGAAUAAAGAAGUUCUUUUGAGACUUCAGUAACUAAUCUGCUUUAAGAGAGACCUACUUUAAAACUGAAAUCUGUGUUCAUACCUAAAGUUAAAAUAAGGGACUAGUGUGUCCAAAUCUUUUUAAAAAUGAAAACAAAAACAAAAACAAAAAAAAAAAGAAAAAGAAAAAAAAGAAAAGAAAAAGGUCUUCAAGCUGGCAGUGUAUUUGAAUUGCAGUUUU
Molecule: messenger RNA, 5245 nt
Organism: Sciurus carolinensis (gray squirrel)
Lineage: Eukaryota; Metazoa; Chordata; Mammalia; Rodentia; Sciuridae
Gene: St8sia4
Product: ST8 alpha-N-acetyl-neuraminide alpha-2,8-sialyltransferase 4
Biological process (GO): N-glycan processing; oligosaccharide metabolic process
Molecular function (GO): alpha-N-acetylneuraminate alpha-2,8-sialyltransferase activity
Source: RefSeq, a predicted model, not a curated record